Molecule: messenger RNA, 2676 nt
Organism: Silurus meridionalis
Lineage: Eukaryota; Metazoa; Chordata; Actinopteri; Siluriformes; Siluridae
Gene: ube2z
Product: ubiquitin-conjugating enzyme E2Z
Exons: 7
Coding region: 881-2026 (381 amino acids)
Biological process (GO): negative regulation of apoptotic process
Cellular component (GO): nucleus
Molecular function (GO): ubiquitin conjugating enzyme activity; cysteine-type endopeptidase inhibitor activity
Source: RefSeq, a predicted model, not a curated record
GCCAAAAUGGCGCUAUAGUCGACUAUCGACUUAAAAAUUAUAUCUACUCGCAGCUUCAUAUUUAUAUACAGCAUAAAAUAAAUACAGCAAGAUGCCUUUAUAUAUGUAAUUCAUAUGCAUGUAUUAGUUACUUAUAUGUAAUAAUUGUGUUAUCUAUUUAAUUACAUAGCACAUUUGCGAUUUCAAAAAGAAAUUUGAUAUCAAAUUCCUUUCAGAUACGGAUAUUUUGCUUGAUUGUUUAACUUCCUUUUUAUUUUACUGUCCUUUUUGAAGAAUUUUUACACGGAACUACUUGUUGGUAAAAAAAUUGAAACUUGAAAAAGGAAAAUUUUUAUUUUGAAUUUUGUUCCGAGGAUUUAUUCUGUUCGGGCAUUCCUAAUGCCGUCCUGCGCUUUAAUUAAGUGCCCUAGAUAAAGUGUGAAUUAUUUGCCGUGAUCAAGGCUCUGUAGUACACUAGACACUGUAGAACGGUAGGUGUCGUCAUAGUUAAUGUUAGUUCUCCUUGCUAGAAGGAAGUAAACGACAACCGCUCCGAUAAGACUAACCAGAGGCUAGCACAGUGUGACGCUGAAGCGUUUAUUUGGAAAGGUGUGGUGACUUCAACACCCAAUAUGUUGGUCGUGGGUUUUAAAUGAAUUGCUGCCCAUCUUAAAGUGAGUAAAUUAUUAUUAAUUAUAACGAGAAGUGAUCACAGACAGGGCAAUGCUUGAGGUCUUAAACGAUACGAAACUCGGGAUUAUGUGGUAGAAAUGGUUUCUUUUGGUGCCGCUGUAGAGUAGCGCCAGGUUCCUGAGUAAAGGGAAAUCAGAAACUAUCGGAGGAAAAUAACUGACAGCUGAAGAUCACAAAGCCAUCGCCAGGAGAAACGAUAAACGGUACCAUGGCGGACGACGCUGGUAAAGAAGCCGUGGCGUCCAGUCACGGGAACGGAGCUCCGUUGUUAGCGAGUUUAGGUCACUUUUUGCCGGCCUCCCCUCCUCCCGCGUUGGCUGCCGAGACCGGCCUGGCCGCGACGUCCCCGGGUGUAGCGCACCACCUCACUACGGACAUGGAAAGCCAUGAGAGCGGCGUCGUGAACACGAGCGGCACGGCGCUAGCAGCUGUGCCGCCAUCACUUCCACCAAGCAUCGGCCUGGGACUGACCGGAGCUCCAGCGAGUCUAGCUGGAGCGGGGCUUCUGUCGCAGAUUCACGCCACGUCCUGGGACCCCACACUGAGCACCGACUGGGACAACGAGAAAGCGUCGCAGCAGUGCAUCCUGCGGAUAAAGAGAGACAUUAUGUCCAUCUAUAAGGAACCUCCACCUGGCAUGUUUGUGGUUCCUGAUCCUCAUGAUAUGACCAAGAUUCAUGCACUAAUCACAGGUCCUUUUGAUACACCAUAUGAGGGCGGUUUCUUCCUCUUUCUGUUCCGUUGCCCCCCUGACUACCCUAUUCACCCUCCACGUGUCAAACUUAUCACCACUGGGCACAACACGGUGCGUUUCAACCCCAACUUUUAUCGCAACGGCAAAGUUUGCCUUAGCAUUCUCGGCACAUGGACUGGGCCAGCAUGGAGCCCUGCUCAGAGCAUCUCUUCAGUUCUCAUCUCUAUCCAGUCUCUGAUGACUGAGAACCCUUACCACAAUGAGCCAGGCUUUGAACAGGAGAGGCACCCAGGAGAUAGCAAGAACUACAAUGAGUGCAUCCGCCAUGAGACAAUGCGUGUGGCUGUUUGCGAUAUGUUGGAAGGGAAGGUGCCAUGUCCAGAGGCCUUGGGGGCGGUGAUGGAAAAGUCUUUCUUGGAGUACUAUGACUUCUAUGAAAGUGUGUGCAAAGAACGUCUUCACCUACAAGGGCAGAAUAUGCAGGAUCCUUUUGGUGAGAAGAGAGGCCGUUUUGACUACCAGGGUCUGUUGGCACGUCUCAGUGCCACACAGAGGCGUUUGCGGGAAAAAAGCCCUCCUGAGGACAAUGAUGGGGACUCCGAUUCGGACACCAGCUCAUCUGGGACAGACCCAGACAGCCAAGGCAGCUCCCAGCCAUAGAGUACUCCAUAUAGGCAAAGUGAAAGUAUGAGAAAGCAGUUGUCUUUCCUGCACCCCUGGACGCUUUUUAACAAGCAAACCGCACAGAGCAUUGGGAGAAGUUGUGGAGUCUGCAGAUUAACACAGGAUUAGUCUAUCUCCUGUUUUUCUUUUGAUUGGUUUGUUUGUCCUCUCUUUCUCUCCUAGCCAGUGGUUGCCUCUUUGCUGAGGAAGAAAUGUGAUGUCAAUUGUGGGAAGGGGGUCUGAAGACGAAUGCAAGUGUGUGUGAUUCGAUACGUGUCAGCAGUUUGGCUCUCAGACAUGCACAGACACACACACAAAUACAGUCUGCUUAUUGGAGAACAUAAUUACACAUACACACCCCCUCCCUUCAUCUAGAGGUUAUCCACACACUCCAGUCUCCUUGACUUUAAUUUCUGUUCAUUAAUGUGUUCAUGGUAAGCUAAGCAUUUAUUCAUCGAAUCAUUAAAAAAAAAUAUUUUCAACAUUAUGAAUGGAGUCAUAAUUUUGACAUGAAUUCAUAAUGAAAUGCUUUACUUGUUCUAAGAAAAAGAAAUGCUGAUGCAACUAUAAAACAAUUGUAAAUACUUAAAUAUUGUGCAUAGAAAAUCUUUAUUUUACUGUUGUGUUAUUAAAAGCUAUUCAAAACA